UCUUGAUUAUAUGACUGCAGACAGUCUGCUCUGAGGAAAUGAGACGCGCGCUCCUCACCUCCGCCGUCUUCCCCCUCCCUUACUCCGGGUUUCGUAUCUCAGCAUCAGUGUACGAGUUACUACUAUCGUUGGAGCUCACGUAUGGAGGAAUAGGGGCACGGAAUGGCGGAUAGAGAGAAGAGAAAACCCCCUGAAAAAUCACCCGCGUCCCCGUUUCUAGGCUUGCAAAUAGUCUCUCCUCCCAAUUUCAGGCUGACCCACGACAUCAGUCUGGAUGAGUUUGAGGAUGAAGACCUGUCUGAGAUCACAGAGAUCACAGAUGAGUGUGGCAUGAGCCUCAACUGCAACAGCAUUGACAUCACAGGCCAUGUGACGAGGGGAGCCAAUAGUGUGGCAGGAAAGGCGGACGGGAGCGCAGCCAGCAAGCUGCAGGCGGAGAUGCUUCACUUGGACCUGAUCGAUGCUGUGGAUGAGAUUCAGGACGAGGAAGCCGCUCUGCCUGCUACCGAGCCCUCAGUGAAGGAACCUGCUCCCGUCACCAUGGAUACGUACCGGCCCAAGAGACCCACCACCCUUAACCUCUUCCCACAGGUGCCUCGGACUCAGGACACACUAAACAACAACUCAUUUGGUAAGAAGUACAGCUGGCAGGAGAAAGUCUCGCAUUCUUCCUCCCCCCUUAAAACAGGGGAGCUGACGCCCUCACAUGACCACAUCUGCCUAAGUGACGAGGACAAAGUCCAGCACGGCAGCAGCACCCAGACCAAAGACAAAGGCACCUCCACGGACACUCUGUGCCGGAGGGCCUCCUCCAAGGCGAGUGGUGGGGCAGUGCGCCCCAAGCCCCAGGACACGCCCCCAGCUGUGCCCCAGACGCACUCCCCCGCCCCGGCGGGCCAGGGCGCUGCCUCGGGGGAGGGGCAUCAGGAUCGCAUCCGCUACCACACGGACGUGCGCCUGGAGCCCACCGAGGAGAUCUACCUGACCCCCGUGCAGAGGAACUCAGACCCCCUGGAGCAGGAGAGGCCCUUCCUCUCGCAGCCUGGAGAGAACAACCGCAUGUCUAUCAGCUCAGACGCAGAGGGCCCCCCACCCUACCAGCCCCUCCCUGACCGGACCAACCCCUCCAUCAGCGAGGAGGACGAGGUGUACGUCCCCUCGUCCCCCCCAGCAGCCACGAUGGACCUGACUAUGAGGGGUGUGGGGUGCGGGGCGGCAGCAGCGGUAGCAGUGGCGGUGGAGACGGGGUCAACGGGGGUCCCGCGGACUUCCAUCAGCUCGGAGGCCAGCGGGCUCUCCUACGACUCGGUGAAGUACACGUUGGUGGUGGAUGAGCACGCACAGCUGGAGCUGGUCAGCCUGCGCCAGUGCUACCAGGGCUACAGCGACGACAGCGACUCGGCCACCGUCUACGAUAACUGUGUCUCCUCCCCCUACGAGUCAGCCAUUGGUGAGGAGUAUGAAGAGGAGGAGGAGGAGGGCAGUGGACUGAGGCGGGGUGCAGCCUGCCUGUCACAAGACUCCACCCCUGAGGGUGGCAUGCCCCUCUCACGCAAGUUCCUCAACGUCUUCAUGAACGGCCGCUCGCGGUCCUCCAGUGCAGAGUCCUUCGGCCUGUUCUCCUGCGUGAUCAAUGGGGAGGAAAGGGAUCAGAGCCACCGGGCUGUGUUCAGGUUCAUCCCCCGUCACGGCGAUGAGCUGGAGCUGGACGUAGAUGACCCCCUGCUCGUGGAGGUACAGGCUGAGGAUUUCUGGUACGAGGGCUACAACAUGCGAACCGGCGCCCAUGGCAUCUUCCCCGCCUACUACGCCAUUGAGGUCGCCAAGGAGCCUGAGCACUUUAAAGUGAAAAGCAGUGACUGGAUGGACACAUUUCGCUUGAAAUAUCUGGGCUCCGUUCAAGUGCCGUAUCACAAAGGGAAUGACGUUCUCUGUGCAGCUAUGCAAAAGAUUGCAACCAACAGAAGAAUGACAGUUCAGUUCAACCCUCCCUCUUCCUGUAUAUUGGAGAUCAACAUGAAGGGGGUGAAAAUUGUUGUCCAAGAUGACUACAGUGCUUUCAGCAGAGGUACUAAAUGCAGUCACUUCUUCCAGCUGAAGAACAUUUCCUUCUGCGGUUAUCAUCCGAAGAACAACAAGUACUUUGGAUUCAUUACAAAACAUCCAGCUGAUCAGAGGUUUGCCUGCCAUGUCUUUGUGUCAGAGGACUCCACCAAGCCUUUGGCCGAGUCUGUAGGGAGAGCAUUCCAGCUGUUCUAUAAGGAAUAUGUAGAGUACACAUGUCCAACAGAAGACAUCUACCUGGAAUAACCUGCCCUGCCUUGCCCAACGUCUCUGUACAUUAUUGUGUAUCAUAACAUAUUGCAUGAUGGAAAAAAAGAUGAAAAUUAUUACAAUGAACAAAAAAGACUAAGACAUUUGCUUUCUGGCCAGACCAUUUCCUUGAAAGAAUUCAAAGAAGUGAAAAUAUGCAGCGGUAUUUGGCUGUGCAGUUACAUGUCACAGAGGUCUGUGAAUGAUCUUGCUCUUGGCUCGAAGCGCAACAUUUUGUGCUCACAGUUGCAGCUCUCUUUGCUGAGUGGACAUAGGACAUGUUUAGGACAUAUUUAUAUAUUUUUGCAGGAAUCAAAAGGUAAUGACAAAUGUUUCAGGGAAAUGCAGAGGCCACAAAACACAUGUCUGGUUCAUGCCGCAGUGGGCCAUUGUUUAUCAGCAGUUUUGUGGUGAAAUGAUAAACGUGAGCUUAUCAGGUAAGCCGGAAAUUUCUUUGACACCUGUAUUUGCACAGGGAAAGAGACCAAAACAUAUGGCAGUUCAUUUAAUUUUGAAGGUUUUUUUCUUCAUUUUUCUUGCCCAAAUGUACUCCAGUUCUCACUGCAUUCUACUGCAAAUUGGAAACUGUCUAUAGAGUGAGAGUUGGAGUAGGAGGGUGUAUGAAUAUCAUUUGAGAGCUGUCCUUGAAAUGCUUGAUAAACUGCACAAAGCUGAUUUCUGGGUAAGCACAACAUUGCCCCUGAAAUAUUCUCAAAAAGAGACUGUCAUCACUUUUUCACUUACAGUUCAAGGUGAUUGGCACAUACCAUUCGGUCAAAAUACAGAGAACUAAAAAAAGGAAACUUCAUUGCUAUGCCUAAAAGAACGUAUUUACGAAUGUAAAAUGUAGAAAAUAUAGGCUAUCAAUCUUUUCUAGGACACCCCUCAAUUUAUACAUGUUGUUCCUGAAAUGAAACCUUAGAGGUCAGUCAUUCUACCCUCUGUUAUGGACAGUAACUGCACCGGGGCCCCACUGUGAUGUGAAAAUAUCCUUCACUGAUAAAUUCUCCUCUUACUUCACACUACAAGAGUUGUGAUAGCAUACCGCAACUCCUUCACUAUGCUAGCCUUUUGCUGGGAUUUCAGCAAAGCAGAGUGGAAGCACACAGAUCUCCUGCUCUUGCCACUUUGUUUAUGCCCUUUGACUGACAACCCACAACACUUGAGCAUGAUCAGGUAGACCAUAAAUGAGCAAAAUCAUAUCCACAAACUGCACUUCUGGCAACAACAGACGGCCUUGCAUUGUCACCUGUACUCCACUUAAACAAAUCAAUAUUCACAGAAAGAAACUGUUAGCAGCACAGACAAUAUCAUUCUGCCCAAGGUCUCGCCUUGGCUAUAAGACGCCUUUGAUUGUGUAGUCAAAUGGCAUUGCGAUCCUCGUUGUGAGGUCUCCCAUGUGGCCUAUUGCCCUAAACAACACAGAAAGGCAUGGAUGAGGUACAGAAUGACUAGUACAAAAUAUUUCUGGGGAAACCCUCUGUCCAUAACGGAGGUGCGGACUUUAUCUGGAAAGCACAAAGUGACUCAAACUUCAGUGUCUUUCAGAUCUUCACAAGUAGUGCCUAUUUUUUAUCAUUAUCAUUCUGUUUACUGUGUGUAUAUAGAGAUUUUGUUUAUUAAGAGGCUGUGAGGACUGAAACAAAUGCUGUUGGUGAAUGAAUUAUCUCAAAGUGUGCCUAAAACCAGUGUUCAGUGGAACUCAGAGGUGUCUUCACUACAAGGAGAGGAAAGACACUGCUUUG
Messenger RNA from Megalops cyprinoides (Indo-Pacific tarpon), 4058 nucleotides. Its product is annotated as C-Jun-amino-terminal kinase-interacting protein 1-like. Gene Ontology annotation, molecular function: protein binding. The record is from RefSeq and is a predicted model, not a curated record. Lineage: Eukaryota; Metazoa; Chordata; Actinopteri; Elopiformes; Megalopidae. The transcript is spliced from 12 exons. Gene Ontology annotation, biological process: regulation of JNK cascade. Gene Ontology annotation, cellular component: cytoplasm. Bases 163 to 2310 code for a protein of 715 amino acids.